This is a messenger RNA of Sinocyclocheilus grahami, 1311 nucleotides long. Its product is annotated as tyrosine-protein kinase Src42A-like. NCBI's taxonomy places the organism in Eukaryota, Metazoa, Chordata, Actinopteri, Cypriniformes, Cyprinidae. The annotation marks the transcript as partial. Gene Ontology annotation, molecular function: protein tyrosine kinase activity; ATP binding. Gene Ontology annotation, biological process: protein phosphorylation. The record is from RefSeq and is a predicted model, not a curated record. The transcript has 8 exons.
UUUGAGAGUGUUAAAACACGUAUAGAGGCCAGGAGAUGUCUGCUGAGACCAGAGAACAAAGAGGGUGCAUUUCUCGUCUGGAAGUGUGAUGAGAAUAAUCAAUAUUACUUAUCAGUGUGGAACGGCCUUCAUGCACGGCAUUACAGGGUCAAGAAGGGAGAAAACGACAAGCAGUUUUUCCUUGUUCAUCACACAACCUUCCAGACCUUGUGUGAGCUGAUAGAGUUUUACUCUAAAAAUGAGGGUGGACUCUGCGCGAAGCUUCACGAACCCUGUGUGAAGCUGGACCAGCCAGCUCCUCUGACUCUGUCAUUUGAAACCAAAUGGGAGGUAGAGAGAAGCUCACUUACCAAAAUAAAGAAGCUGGGCAGCGGGGAGUUUGCGGAGGUCUGGCAGGGGCUCUGGAACAACACCACAGAGGUGGCCAUCAAAGAGUUCAAAGAUGUCAACUAUUCAAAUAUCAAAACAGAGAUUGAUAUCAUGAAAGAGCUGCAUCAUGAGCGUUUGCUGAAGCUCUACGCUGUGUGUACUAAUAGUGAACCCAUGUGUUUAGUCACAGAGCUCAUGAAAAAUGGCAGUUUAAAGCAAUUUCUCAUCAGCCACAAAGAGAAACAAGACCUAGAGUUUUCAAUCAUGAUGGAUUUUGCCGUCCAGAUUACUGAAGGAAUGAUUUACAUUGAGAAUAAAAUAGUUCACCGUGAUCUGAGAGCCGAUAACAUUCUGCUUACCGACAUGCAAUGCUGCAAAAUAGCCGAUUUUGGACUCGCUGAAAUUAACCUCGCUGGAAGCCACAGAAUUUCAUCUGAUAUAAAGGUCCCUGUGAAAUGGAUGGCCCCUGAGAUAUUUGAGAACAAGGCUUACACAAGCAAGUGUGACGUCUGGUCUUUCGGCAUCCUUUUAACUGAAAUCGUGACGUAUGGAGAUGACCCAUACCCUGGGAUGGAAAAAAUGUCAUGCGUUCGGUCCAUUCAGAGAGGAGAGCGGAUGGAGAGACCUGCCGGCUGUCCCGAAGCGCUCUAUGACAUUAUGCUGCUGUGCUGGAGGUCAAACCCUGAGGAGAGACCAACAUUUACGGAGCUACGGGAGAAGCUGAUGGCUCUCAUACAUGAGGCUGAUUCUGAACUGGAGUAGAUACUGUAGAAAUGAGAGGGCUGAGACACUUUUGAGCUUAGAUUAUAUGUAACCAACACAUACAAUCCCUUAUAGUUUACAGAGGUAAUAUCUACUGAAAUUGAUGCAAUAUGGGUGAGUCUCAUGAAAAUGUAAAAAAUGACCAAAAAUAUUACAGUAAAAAUUACGGUAAUGUGACUU